AUUCAAACGUCUAAUAUGCGGCGAAGCUAGUGAAAAAAAGAUUUCAGCGAGAUAAUAUUAAAUCUGUCCUUUUAACGAAUUUAUGCGAACACCAAUAAAGUCAAUUCUGCGCUGUAGGAAAAGGGAUUUCCCCCCGUCGAGUGAAUCUGACUGAGGUUGUAUAAAAAUGGAAAUAAUACUGUUUAUUUAUUAAUUUACUUAUAUUUUGCACGAAUAGUUUACAUGGUUUUAUAAUAUUUUUACUCAUGCUGCAUAAACAAAGUCAUACUUACUUUAAAAUAUAUGCUUAUAGUCAAAAUACUCUAUAAGCAGUAUUUUGUGUGUUGUAAAUUACUUCUACAACUGAUCGACUAAGAUUGAUCCUGGUCCUAAGGGGAUUACAAGUGAGACAAGUACAAAUUAGUUAUAAGUAAUGAUGUUUUUAAUGCAUCUCGAUUAAACUUUAUAAACAACUUUGAAACAUUUGCGCCAUCUAGCGCACACAAUUAGAUGUGAUCUGGAUCGCCCAUUCAUAGCGGAACAAAAAAACGAUUGACCACUGUUGCCAUACGGAGGGUGUACAUGAGCGGAAUAGCGUGUGUGGUGCAGUACACGAAAAAAACAUGGCAUCGGCAGAGGUAGUCCUGGGUUUUCUGGAGCAGGUGGAGCCGUGGCGGCUUCGGUCGUCUCAGUUCCCCAGUAAGGUUGGAGGGAAGCCGGCGUGGCUCAGCCAGAAAGGGCUUCCAUCCCAGUCAGCGCUGGAGUGUGAGAUCUGCCGCGUGCCUAUGGUCUUCCUGCUCCAGGUCUAUGCACCAAUUUCUGGCCAGGAGAGAAGUUUCCACAGAAUACUCUUUGUGUUCUGCUGUAAGACCCCUGAGUGCUACAUACUCAAUGACAAUCGCUGUAUGAAAGUUUUCAGAAGUCAGCUGCCUAGAAGUAACGAGUUCUACCCCUAUGAGCCCCCUCCAGAGGAUGAACCGCCCAGCGAUCUGGAGGACCAAACCAUGUUGCCCAUCUCUGGAGCUAAACUGUGCUGGGUCUGUGGUUGCCCUGGCAACAAGGCCUGCUCCCGCUGUCAUGCUGUAACUUACUGUGUCAAACAUCACCAGGCCAUUCACUGGAAGCAGUCUCACAAGAGGGAAUGUGGCAACCCAGAUAUUUCCAUCGUUGCAACGUCUCCCCUCCUCUUUCCUGAGUUUGAGCUCGUUACUGAACCUGAAGAAAAUGGGGAAGAGGAGGAGGAGGAAGAGCAGGGAAAAGACUCAGAGGUUCAACCUGGAGACGAAGACAGUAACCAGAAAAGUGUUGCCUCGUCUUCCUUAGCAGAUACUCUGGCAGAGACAGACUUGGAGGAGAUGGCCAUGCACGAGACUGAAGAGAACAAAGUGUUUCAAAGAUUUAAAAAGAAGAUUGCGUCAGAGCCACACCAGGUACAGAACCCUCCCAACUAUACUUAUACCUUUUUACGUCCAUUUACAGUGAUCUUUCUCAACCAGGUGAUUCGUUAUUGUCGGGGAGGAGUCCCUUUGUGGGUCUCCGCACAGCACGUCCCUUCAGAUCAAGACAUCCCACAAUGCACCUGUGGUGCUAAGAGGACAUUUGAGUUUCAGGUGAUGCCCCAGCUGUUAAAUGACCUGUCUGUGGACUCAACAGGAGCCAGUAUUGACUGGGGAACUCUGGUGGUCUACACAUGCUCUGCCAGCUGUAACCACGACAACCAGUACUGCCAGGAGUUUAUCUGGAAACAGGACUUUGGUCCUGAUCAACACAAGAAAACCAAAGACAAAUAAAGUGUUCUCAUUUUUAACCAGGAAUAUAUAUAUUUAAAAAAAAGUUCAUUUCUCUCUGAUUAUCAGGGUUAAACCAGAUUCACUGAAGUGUUGCACACAGAUGGAUGCAGUUUCUUAUUUGUCUGUAUUAACCUUAGCUUUAGACAUCUGUUUUCCUAUAAAAUAUUCAUUUUUUCUUUAUAUGUUUAAGCCUUGUGCCAUCUUAGAUGACCCCAACCUUGCAUUGACGUCUCCCUAUCAUGACAAAGGUGGAAAGAUUUCAUGUAAUGCAUGGACACCAGUGAGGUUCACUAAUCAUUGAAGAAAAAAUGUUCAGAGCACUGUUAGUGGGUCUAGAUGACCCACCUCCCAAUGGUAAAGUGCCUAGGAUUAAGCACAAAAACGACAAUUCAAAAUGCAAAAGAACUUGAAUGAAAUCCAAUCAGUUACAGGAGAGAAACAACGCUUGAGCUCUGGUGUAAAGCCGAAUCAGUGGAGACUCAGCUCAAACAUCAGUUGUCCAUUUCUCUGCUGCUGCUUAGAGCAUCAAAACCUCUGGAUGUGGGCAAGUGACAGAAAUAAAGUUUCUGGAAACAAAUGCUGAACGGUUUUGAGAAACUUAGAGCAGGAAAGUCCAAAUCCAGUUUCCUUAAUGUUUUCCAUCCAUCCUGCCAUUGAAGCUCCUUAUUGGCUAAACACACCUGAUCCAGGUCAUCAACAGCAGAUAAGGCAGGGUUUCUGGAAAACAAGAAGGCCUGGAUUUGGACACCCCUGCUUUAGAGUAACACUGCACGACACAUUAACCCAGCAGUCAGGUUUUUUUAGCUGCUCUUCAACACACAUGUGCAUGCCAUGAGAGCCAAACCUUAAACUUCACUCAUUUCUGGUGCCUGACUUAAAGAUACCAUACCACCUACAGUCCUACGAUGGCCUACUUAUCUUGUUUUGUAGUUCUUUUUCUUUUUUAACUAAGCUGAACCGUAAAGCAAUUAGUGUGUGAAAAAUGCUUUUACAAGUUUAUUUUUACUACAGAGAAACUAAAUGUAAAAAAAAAUUUUUUUUACAACAUAAACCUUUUUGGAAAAGCAGUCUUUAUCUGAAAGAUGGAAAACCUAGAUGUUUGAGGAGAAAAUUUGUCACAAAUCCAAAAACCACAAAUACAACAAACACCAAAACGGAAAAGUUUGGAAACAUCUUCAAAUUCACGAAAUGACAACUUCAACCGAGUAAACUUUAAACGUGACCUUAUUAGCCAAUACAAGUCAUGUGCCACUACAGACCAGUUUGGGCCGUUCAUUCAGAUGCAUCUCCAAUAACAGCAGCUGUUUUACUGCUUAUAAAUAGAACUAAGAGAAAACCAUUGGUUCUUUUACCUUACAUAUUGUGCUGUUGAACCACCAUGUUACUCAAAUUUCAAAGUGUUCAAUUUAACAAUACUUACAGAAAACUGUAUAAAAACUACUGAAUGUCAUGGAUCUGAUGACCUAUGAACUCUAUAGGUUUCCACCCAAUGUGACCGAUUCAAGUUUCUUUUCUAGACUUGAAGAAAUUGAAGGGGUUUUUUUUACUUCAAAAAAUUUCCUCCAGAUAGUUUCAGAUAAAUAAAUGAGUCUGUGGCAAACACACUGCUUAAAGUAAAAAAAACCUCAGAUGUUACAAAGACAAAACUCUGCUUUAUGAACAGGAUGUAUGAACACGUUUAUUAACGCACAGUACAGCUCUAACAGUUGUGGAGGAACAGGUAUCCAAAUGGAAAAUGGAUUUCUGGUGACAACAUCCAUAAUAAGUGGAACAGACGUUAAGUUGAAACUUAUUUUAAAAGUUUGGCUUCUGAAAGGUAAUCCUUAGGUUGGUUAACGAGAAAAUGAAAUCAACAAGUGCCAGAAACUCAAAUCAAAAAGUGAUAAGUACUUUUCUAAACAAAGUUUUGCAAAAAGAAAGAAAGAAAAAAAACCAGGACAAGCAGGAGCAUUUACACUGUUAACUCACUCUCUGCAGAGAUUUAUAGAAAAAAACAAACUCCUUUGUCUUGGUGCAUUUAAAUUGAAGACAGACUAAUGAACAUUAUUGUUUUGAAUGCCUGUUAACAUCAUUUUUCCAAGUUUCCUGUUUGCUUUAAGCUUUUUGGAACAUCCUAUCAACUUUGAAUGACUAAUAAUUGAAAAUAAGUUAUAUACAUUUGUACAAGUUUUACAAUAAAGCACAUCUGAUAUCACAAUUAUGCUCAGUUUCUUCAUAAAAAAUAAAAAGCUUCAAGCAAUGAUGGAAACAUGGGGUGACUUUGACUGGUAAAGGCAAAUUAUUGCAGAACAAACUACAGUCUGGAUCGGAUAACUCAAUUAUUGAAAUGGUUUCUAUUCGUUAUAAAAUGAGGGCUUUCACUGUAACCUGGGGACAAGUAUGGCUUCAGUUUAAUUUGAAAUUUGAAAAGUUAAUCGAUUUUGUGGCAAGAUUGUUUACAAGGGGUUGACCCAAAAAAUAA
Molecule: messenger RNA, 4230 nt
Organism: Oryzias latipes (Japanese medaka)
Lineage: Eukaryota; Metazoa; Chordata; Actinopteri; Beloniformes; Adrianichthyidae
Source: RefSeq, a predicted model, not a curated record